AUGGCAGGAACUGUUUCAGAAAUUGCUGCUAAGGCAUCUAUCCAAGCAAAAGAAUUUAUUGAAAUCCCAGCGGAUAACAUAUAUGUGUACAGAUUGGAUUUUAAGCAGAUUAUGUCCAAACUGUUUAAAUCUGUAUACACACCAGAAAAAGAUGACUUUAUAUACAAUAGCAUAAAGAUCAGGUUCUUUGAGGGUUGUAUUAUAGGAAUAUUAUUAAUUGUGAUGUUAUUUCAGUUGUACGUGUUUAUUAACAACAUGCCUGUUGUGGAUUUAGAAAUAAAAGGAUUUAAAGGAGAAUAUGACUCACCCUUUCAGAUGAGCGAUGAACAAAAAAAAAUCAGAGAAAAAAUGAACUGUGCAAUGUUUAGUCUUGCUAACGAAAAAUCAAAAAAAGAUGAAGAUUCGUCAUUUGAUGUAAAUCAUUUGAUUAAAGGAAUAUCUUAUGAAUUAUCAGCUGAAUCGUGUGCACUAAGUAUGCCAGAAUAUAUUGCUAAGAAAUUCACAGCUGAAUCUGGCAGUAUAUUAAAAACUAUAUCAAGUAUUGCUAUAGUAUUUAUAUUCUUUAUUAGAGGGACCGGUAUAUGCACUAAUGCGUUUACAGCUAUGUUAGAGUCAAAUACAUUCUUUGGUUCAUUUAUUGUUGGAUUACAAAUUGCAUUGCAUCUAUCCAUAUUUACUAUAUUUAUAAUAAUGAUAUUUGAUAAGAACGGUAGAGUAGUUAGUACACUAAUUAUUGCAUUUACCAAUAUCAUUACAUAUGGUGUUGCAUGUGUUAUUAACGGAAUUCAAGAUGGAGUGAUUAAAGCUAUAUUCGCAAUGUUUAGUUCAGAUAUGUUUAAAAAUGUAUUUUUUUCAUUUUUUGGUAUAGUGUUACAUGGAAUAUUGAAUUUGUCAUUGGAAAUAGUAACAAGCUCAGACGCCGAUUCUAUAGUAGAUUUUAAGGGAAUGGGCAAUUAUACUGCUCUUAUUAAUGAUGCUAGCAAAUUAAAAAAAUAUAAAACCGAAGCAAUGAAAGGGCUGGGUUUAGUUGGGAAAUGGAAUGAUCUUUGGGAUAGUGAUAUUAGGUGUAUAGAGGCAUGUAGUGCAUUUAAAGGCAAUUUUUAUGUAUUUAUAGGAUUUGUACUUCUUUCCUACAUUAUUAUUUAUGAAGUUGAUAUGACAUGGAUUUAUAAUACACUAUUAUACGCACCAGACAUAAGGCCAUUUACUUCUAUUCGUAGAAAUAUAACUACAAAAGGGAUUCUUAAAUUUAAAUUAAUUACAUACAUAGGUGCUUUAGUUGGCUGCUGGGCUUUAUUCCGCAUUUUCUCCAUGUAGAAUAGGUCCAUAAAUGGCUGAAUUCACACAGUAACCC
This is a messenger RNA of Nematocida parisii ERTm1, 1354 nucleotides long. RefSeq lists its product as uncharacterized. The record is from RefSeq and is a predicted model, not a curated record. The transcript has a single exon. The coding region runs from base 1 to 1317 and encodes 438 amino acids. NCBI's taxonomy places the organism in Eukaryota, Fungi, Microsporidia.